AUGUCCACAUGCAGCCCACCCCACCCACGGGCCCCUGGAGCCUCCAUGCAAGUUCCCACCACGCACCCGCCCCACAAAUCCUGCCCAAGCCCGGGUCCCCGACCCUCUUACCACCACUGUCCAUAUCUCCUGCUGGGUGAGGUCCUUGGACACAGCGCACUUGGUGUGCAGCCCCAGCAGGCUGCUGAUGGAGAUGCCGAUGAGCUUCUGGAGCUGCCGGCACUGCUGCAGCGCCCGGCUGGCCGCGGCCCCCGCGCCUCACUCCACGGCCUCCUCAUCACCCCCGCCACCGCCCUCCUUCUCUCCCAUCGCGGCGGCGCACAGCGCUGCUCUAUGCACACUGCGGUGGCCGAGGCAGGGAGCCCGGGGCGCGGGCGCUUAAGCCAGGAACCCCCGAGACGGAAGAGAUGGACCAGGAGGGCCCCUCGCCGCUGCUCCAGCCAGGACGCCGGUAGAGCUGGCAGCCCAGUCUGCUGCUCCAGCCCUCAGAGACGCGGUGGCGGGAACAAUAAGCCACGACUGCAAAAAGCUGCAACGGCCUGGGCAAAAAGCCGCGGCAACGGGGGGAAAAAGCCGCAAAAAGAUACGGCGGCGGGGGCAAAAAGCCGCGGUGGCGGGGGCAAAAAGCCACUAAAACCGCGGCGACGGGGACAGAAAGCCGUGGCGGCGGGGAGCACAAAGCCCCGGGUGCUGGGACAAAAAGCCGCAGCAGCAAAAGCCGCGGCGGCGGAGAGCAAAAAGCCGCAAAAAGCCACGACGAUGGGGGCAAAAAGCCUCGGGUGCGGGGGUAAAAAGCCGCAAAAAGCCGUGGGGGCGGGGGAAAAAGCCGCGACGACGGGGCAAAAUGCCUUGGCGGCGGGGGUAAAAACCGCAAAAAGCCGCGGCGGCGGGGGAAAAAGUCACAACGAUGGGGGCAAAAAGCCGCGGAGGCGGGGGCAAAAAGCCACAAAAAGCCGCAGCGGCGGCGGGGGUAAAAAACCGCAAAAAGCCGCGGCGGCGCGGUUAAAACGCUGCGGCACAUAA
Messenger RNA from Symphalangus syndactylus (siamang), 1023 nucleotides. Its product is annotated as histone H1.4-like. The record is from RefSeq and is a predicted model, not a curated record. Lineage: Eukaryota; Metazoa; Chordata; Mammalia; Primates; Hylobatidae.